AUGAGCUGUUUUCCUUCUCUUGAGGGAAGAUCAUUAUUCAAAGGCAUUUGCAGGCCACCUGAUGUCUAUUUGCAAAGGCCGGAUCAGCGUGAGGAUGUUAUGUCUGAAGAACAUGUUAGAGAUGGCUUCAAAUGCACCAAACAUGUUCGUGAUGAAUAUGAUUCAUGCUUGGAAGAUGGUCGGUCUGUUGAUUCAGAUUCAAUUUGGAACUUGUUUUACAAUAUUUUAACAAGGAAAUAUGAAUGCUCGAAUUUUAUUGAGACAAGAAAAAGACAAGCCAACGAUAACAUGAUUGUGCCCAUGGAUCUUUACAAAGGACAAACCAGCGAGUGGUUCAAAGAGCUGGCUGGGACAAUUCCUCUAUAUGCUUUAAGCAGACGUGUUCCUUUGCAUUUUAAAUCCAAAGAAGAUGUUCUAAAGGCCUUCUUAGAAUACCGUGUACCUAUAUCUCGUGCAAUGCAUCAUACAAAUCUUAUUUUUGCAAAUACCUCCACUGUUGUAGAGAAUACAAAAAAGAAAUCCAAAGUUCAAAUCGAUCCUAGUGCUGAGUGGACUUCUGCCAUCUGCAAGAUGUUGACUCAAAUUAUAAGUCCGGACGAUCAAGAAUUGGCUGAUCCCUCUUUCGAGCCUGCUUAUUCAGAUUGGGAUUAUUUGUUUUCAUUUUUGCUCUAUAUGUAUGAUUCUGACAUGGUCGACAGAUGGGAGGUCAUGCUUUGGCUAAUUAAGACAGCCGAAGUCAUCACUGCAAGGAAUACUUUGACGUAUAGUAUUUCAGAGCCUAGCGUAGGCCACAACGCCUGUUCAAACGUUGAUAUGCUCGCCAAAUUUAUUCUUCCUUAUCUUCUUCGUUUCGGCAAGCGAUUUUCAGAAAGCGAGCUUCUCACGAGACGUCUUCUUUAUUGGGCAUGCUCCUUAUUCAAUGAACUAGUGUGUGAUGAAACUCAUGGUACUCCGCCCGGGCUGGAUUCGCGCAUUUCAUUUCAGAACUUGAUAGAUAAUUACUCUGAGCUCACCUCCUGUCCCCUUCAUCGAUCGGUCGUGAUGUCACUUAGCAGUUUAAUUAUUUGCCUGGUUCUCACUUGUCCAUCUGCGGCUAUCUGGAAUUACAUCCCUAAAGAAGUACUGGCCAAUUCAUCUAUGCCCUUCUUAAAGGGCUCUCCUUUGGAUCUUAUUCCUUGCUCAAUAGUUGCAUUACCCCUUCCACCUGGACCAGAAACGCUAGAACUAAGAAAAUGUUUGGCACAGACUGAGUCUGCCUUGAACGAAAGGAGCCGCUUGGGUGAGAUUGGCUGGUGCCGUCGGUCAAGUGCUGGGAUAAAUGAUGAUUGUCUUUCAAAUCUUAAUCGAGUUUUGGAGUUGCUCGAUGACCAUGAUUACAAUGUGAUGAAAGAGCCAAAUCCGAUUGAAAGUCUUUUUCAGCAGAUAUUCACUGCAGAUCUAGUCAAACAAGAUUUAGCAACUUUGAUUCCUUUUUUGUGCGAUUGGGCAAUAAACACUUCGCGAAUCGGCAUACAUCGCGCUCUGGUUGUUGCUAAUCUUUUCGAUAUGCUCAGGAAUAAACUAGCUCACGUAUCUGAAUUCCGUGAAAUGAUUCAAAGCAGUUUGAUUUAUUUUCUAGAUAAUGCUUCGCCUUUUUUAAAUGUACCUGCUAGUAGCAACGACGCCGGAUCUCUCAACUCAGUCAUUACAAGUUCCUCAAGUCAAGGAGCGACCUUCUCAACUCUCAAGCCUUCUGUCACCGAGCAGGCGCCUCUAGAGUGCGAACCGUUUAAAAACCUUGUGUGCCUUUUUGCGGAACUUAUCGACCGGGAAGUUUUUGAUUAUGAUGGUUACAUCCGAACAUGUAUUGUUCGAGGCAUUUUCGAAACUGGUGUUCAUCCCCUUGCACAGGCAGGAGAUUCAACAACUUUACAGCCUGCUGAUGCAGCUAGUUCUACCUAUCUUAAUGGGCCGGCUACUUCGCUUCCAAGUGCAAAAAUUUCCUGUACAAUCGAGCCUUCGGAUAAUUCUGACAGGGGUAGUAAUUUUGAGAACCCUGAUUCCGCACGCUCUGAUGCUGGUCAAACUGUUCCUGUUAAGCAGCCAUUGUUGGUCACUUCUAACGGUACCUCCUCUGGCACUCAGGGACAUCGUAAUUCACAGCAGCAGAUAGCAUCUCUCUUCAGUCGACAUAUAUUCUACCUAAUUCACUUCCCUUUGCCACCUGAUGAGAGUUAUACCCAUGAACAAAAUCAACGAGCACAGCUUCUAUAUGGCGUAGGUGAAUCGCGUAACCGUGCCAAAUGUCGUAUUCGCCGGUUAUCUCGAGACAUUUGCAAAUUGUUCACCAAGAAGGCUCAUUUGAUGGAUGUGGUCCAUGGUGAAAUGGGUAAGCGACGCCGCAGUAAAGAACGAGAUAGGCCUGCUGGAGGCCUUGAUCCUGUAGGCCUAGCGGCUGGCGGACCUUCUGGGAGCUCGGUGGGUGCCGGAGGUCAAGCUUGUUCAACCCCUGUAGUUGGAGGACAGGGCGCUGCUAACUGUCUAAAUGGCUCGUCCUCAGCCAGUGCUUCUGGUGGGGAGGAAGGUAGAUCUACAGAUGAUCUACAGGAGGAGAUUAUAGCUCGUUUUCGCACACUCUCUUAUCAUGACAUGGACUGUAUCAUCUCACUUUGCCAGCAGGCCUUUAUUAAGAUGCUUAGUGGCAACAGCGGGGCAGCUGGCCAGCCGAGUGCAGGUAAUGUCGGACUGGAAGAACCGAAUUGGUCCAUCGCCUCUAUGCCUGGCGCCAGCUCAGGCUCGCCAUCUUUAGUCUCAGCUGGAGGAAGUGGCAAUCUGGGACAGCAACAGCAACAGCAUAUAUACUUGCCCGUACCGGGCAGUAUAUGUUUGUAUUUUGAUCUAAUUGAACUGUCACUAAAUAUACCUUUUCUAUUUUCGACCAUUGUCGAAACCAUGGAACGCCUUGGCACGUUGUUUGAGCAACGCACUAGCUAUAUGACGUUGUACAUGUCUUUUCUCUGCUUCAGAGUUGUUGGCAUAUUUCGACGAUAUCAGGCAGUUUUAAUGCUGAUGAGUGAACUGCAAAAGCCAGUCUUCUACAGUUUCGUCUCCCAAGUGCGUCAUGUAAAGGAGCCUACUCAAUGUAAUCCUUUAGAAAGGUGUAUCCUCAUUUACUUAAAUGACCUCUAUACUUCAAGUGCUCUUGUCAAAGCCAAACUAGCUGAUAAAUUUAAUAGAGCACAUCAGAAAGUCUCCGCCCUCGAUCGCAAUGUGGAACCGCUUGAAGGUCACGGAACCUUCAAUCCUGAUUAUGCGACCGAUUUAAUCAUGUCCUCCUCGGAUAAUUUGUCCGUUUUCCGCUCCUUCACUGAAGACCUUCGCGCCAACAGUGUUUCACGCUAUUCAUUUGUUUGCAAAGCCAUCAUCGCCGUCUGUGAGGCACGCACCAGUGAACGUCUUAAUUACUUGUGUAGUCUAUGCGCAGAGUUGACAACUCAGUGCAGCGACCUGACUCCAGAGUGGCUGGGCGCUCUCUACGCCGUCCUUGCACCUCGGCCUUACAUCGGCGGAUACCACCCAUUGGCUACCAGCAUUGAGCCUCGAGAGACGACAUUCUACGACAAUCUUUCCUGUCUAGUUGGUACCCUUCUCUCUCGUAGCUGCUUCAUCAUCUCAGACUUUGUCCGCUGUGUCAUUUGCCCCGCUAUGGCCCAGGGCAUCGACUCUAGUGCUGUGCCUAUCAGUGCCCAGUUGGAGCCGACGAUCCGGCUAGCUUGUCAUCUGCUGUACCGUCUCUUUACGGCCGAAGCCGCGGCGGCUGCGACGGCCGCCAACGCCUCUACAACUGCCACGGCCGGUUCAAGCCUCUCCGACAGCAGCAUGCCGCCCGCGGCCUGCUCCAAUUCCAGUUCAAACACACCCGCGACUGUGGUGGGCCUCGGCGCUUCGCCUGCAGUUGCCAGUGGCACCGCAGGCAUGUCCGGCACAGUCUGUCUGUCUAAUUCGUCUCCACCGCCAUUCCGAAUUUCAGAGCCUCUUCUAUUAACUGGUGCCCUGCAAAAAAUCACACCUGAACUGCUUGUCGACGUGCUUAAGAUGCUCAUUUUGCACAGUGACAAAGCUAUGUUGCUGAACGAGGAGGUCGGUUCAAUCACCUCGUCCAUCGAGGCCGGGGACCAUGUGGCUCCUGAUAGCGUGGGCACUCCUGGAGGGGCGUCAGCUGGUGCCGUGCUAGACGUCAGUGGCACCGGUUUUGACGGCAACAACAACAAUAACGACGUCAGCGAGGAAGUCGUGCUCACUCCGGCUAGCCAUGGAACUGGCGUUGUCUUAGGCUUGAACGGGCUCGCAACUGGUGCGGCUGGUGAUGAGGACGAUGAGACUGAAUUCGACCUUGAUUUGGACAAUGAUGAAGCAGCUGGUGUUGGUGGCACUGCGGCUGGACUGUCUGACGAAGAUGAUCCUAAUGAUCUCUCCUACCCCGGAGACAGCAGCAUCGUCGAUCCCGACUUUAUGACUUCACGACAGAGGAAGCGCCGCAGACGUGGCGGUGCUGCUGCCCCCAAUGCCCACCAGUCAGGCGGGGGAAAUGAAGUGUGUUCUGGCGGUCUCUUGAAAAGGCGAAAACGAAGUCGUCGUCAACCGAAACGGGGAGGAGCAGGGGGAGGAUCCAGUGGGACUGUGGGCGGUUGCGGCGGUGUUGGAGGAACUGGAGGCGGCAGCUUUUCGGCCGGCUCACGUGGCAACAAGAGGUCUGCAGGUCACAUGGAUAGCUGCGCUUCAACGCGCCGAUUACCUCUCGUCGUCCGGCGCUUUCUUGAGACAGGCUUCAUAAUCACUGAUUUCGAGGUACUACGUGGCCUCCGUCUAAGCGAGUUGACGCAUCUCACACUUCGCAUCAUUUGUACUACAGCUUGGGUACGUGAACGAUUCGCCCAGUUGGCUCCGGAAAGAUUAGUUUGCGAGAACGUUCUGAUUGAUAAGAACUUCUCACCGGGUCAGGCGCGUCGCCUGCUUCACAUCAUUUUCUGGCCACACGACACCACAUGGAUGGACAUUGCUGCCUCCAUUGAUGGGCUACCGGGUGCAAUGACUGCUCUACUGCGUAAUCUCAACAUCUGGACUUUACGAUGUCUGCACAUGGAAUUCCGCCUUCUCUUCAAGCAAAUUCAAUUCUCCCAGCAGACCGAGGUCCUUGGCCAG
Molecule: messenger RNA, 5181 nt
Organism: Protopolystoma xenopodis
Lineage: Eukaryota; Metazoa; Platyhelminthes; Monogenea; Polystomatidea; Polystomatidae
Source: the annotation of a GenBank genome assembly